AUGCCUGUCCCGCUUGGAAGUGAAGACGAACAUAAAGCCCGGGUCAAGGACGUGGAUCCUCUUGACAACGACAAGCUGGUAAAUCGCCAACCAAAUGAUGUCUCACCAAACCACCAAGCACAUGCCAGAAUGUAUGCAACCCAUGCACCCCUACCUAUAACCUCUCGCGAUGAAACAAAGACAAACGGGAAUCACGCUCAUACAAAAGCCUUAGACGAGAAGAAAUUUUAUUUUCCUCCGUUUAAUAUAAAACAACGCGCCCAAAGUCUACCCAAUGCAGCAAAACAAUCCCCUUCUAUUUUCGCUGAAAAAAUAAAAAACCAUUGUGUGGUUGACCCGCAUCAUGGCCAUAAACAUUACCAUAACCAUGAAUACCAUCAUCAACUCGGUAACAAUGAGAAAAACAACGUGGUUCGCUGUACAGACAAUUCGUGCACAGAACGUGACGAGAAUCCUGAAUUCGAGUUAGAUUGCGCCGAAGAGUUGCAAAACGUUGUUAAAGCUCAUGAUAGCAUGAUUAUCCACGAAGCACCCCUGCAGACGACGAAAAUUCGAGUGCAGAAUAUUUGUUGUCCUAAGGAGGGGCGUAUCGUGCAAGAGGAAUUAGGCAAGCUACCGGGGAUUAAUACGAUACGAAUUGAUAUUCUCUGCCGUGUGGCAUAUAUAUCACAUGAUCAGAACAAAGUAACACCUCCAGAAAUGCUGGAAACCUUGAACAAACGCCAUUUUGGGGCGUCCAUUGUGGAUGCGGGGGCGGAGACGGAGGUCGAUCAUGGCUUUCCUAGACAGCUUAAAAUCCUCCUUGCAAUCCUAGCUGUACAAGCUGUCUUAUUCAGCAUCGCGCUAGCAGCUAUGUUCUCUCAUGCCUCCUGGUACAUGUGCGUUGCUAUUGUUCAAAUUUGCUUCGGAAUGUUGCUGGUGUUAAAGAAGUGCUAUCACGCAAUCUACCAUCUGCAGAUCGAUUUGAAUGUUCUCAUUACUGUAACUGUGAUAGGCACGCUGGGCAUUCGGCAGUGGAUUGAAGGCGGAGCUGUGGUAUUUACGUUUAUUCUGGCGAACUUUCUGCAGGAGUUCUGUUUCCAUAGCGUCCACAAGAUUAUCUCAAGUCUCAUGCUAGCUAAGCCUUUGAAGGCAGUUAUGGCCUGCACAGGGGAAUUGGUACCCCGUGAAGACGUUUCUAUUGGUAUGUAUUGAUUGAAAAUUAGUCUCGGUCCCUUUAACAGAGUUUAACAAUUUUUUUGGUUACAAACAGCAAAGGAUAAAUAUAAAAUUCCAGUAAGUGACUUACAAACAAGACAUAACCAAGAAGAAACAAAUUUUAUUCUCUUCUGUUCUGUCUUGUUUGAAAGUCAUUUGGUAGUCUUUUUUACAUAACUUUAAAUUUUUCCAAUGACUUAUUUUUAAAUGGUGGGUGUGGCUGUGUGGCUGCCCAAUUCAACCAAGCCAGUGUGCUUGAUGUUUAAAAAUCCGGCGAAAAACCAUCGAAACACAGGGGAAAACUACUGCACACAUAAAAACGCACAAGUUGUAACAAACCUGCACAGUCUUUUAGCAAUGCUGUUCCAAAAACGUUUCAACAGGAUUUGUUGGCACUGCUUUUUUUCAGCUUGUUGACAAUUUAUCAACGGCUUGUACGUUCUUUUGUACAAUUUGCUACGAGGUUGUUGAGCUCAACAGAAUUUUUCCAACUUAAUUGUUCCAAUAACUUGUUAUCGUCUUGCAAUGCAACAAUUUGUCAAUAAGUUGUGAGUGACAACUUUGUAGCAACUUGAUAAAAUAACAGCAUUGUUACAACUUGUUGAAAAGCUUGCUACAAGCCUUUUACGUGUUUAGACUGUAGUAGAUGCAUUUUCAAGCAUGUGCAAACCGCACUGUCUCUUCAUUCUCCUGAAACUGAGUCGUAGAAUGAGGUAUAGUCCUUAUAUUUUGAGCACAAAUAUAUUUCUCUUUGAUCUUAACCCGAAUCAUAGGCCCAAACCUAUUGGCCCGAAUAUGAGCCAUAACCUAUAAUAAAACGAGGGAGGAACGCUACCUGCCAGUCAUUUUAAAGAUAUAAUUUUUCGGGAUUUCGAGUUGAUGUGGAGCAAGUUUAAAGCUUGGAGACGUCUAUGGAACCAUGACCUUUCGGUCGUUAAACUUUAGGUUAACUAAGUAAGCAAGUGGAGAGCGUUACCCGCCUCAAACGCUGUACUAACAGUAUAUGUGCUGGAAUGAAACAGGCUAGUGCUGAUGGUCUACCAAAUAAGACGAAGAAACCAGAUCAAGAAGGGAUAACAGAAGAAGAGGAAAAUACUUUUUGAGAGAAAAGUCUUCUCGGUUCUCAGACAGCUAAGUCCCUGCUACAUACAAUUUACUUUUAUAACGGAACGUUGUUUAGCAUCCAAAGUAACGAGAACAGGAAUUUUACGAUAUGUCAACUUCAGAGUUGAAUCUAAUUGUAUAAUCUAUUAUGAGAGUUUAUCUAAAACCUAUCAUGGCGGCCUUGAAGAUCUCAAAUACAAGCCGCGUGUUGUCAGACAUGUUUGUUGACAAAGAAAAUUGCGAGUUAGGACAUUCUCGAUGCCUUGUAGAGUGUUAUAAGAAGUAUCUGGAGCAUAUAAAAACGUUAUCCGAGGAAAAAGAUGCGUUCUAUUUCAAACCAAGUUGUUAUCGCAGAUCUCCUGUGGGCAUUAACACUCCUUUGGGCAUUAACACUUUACCAGAUAAACUUUGUGGCGCGGCCUGUUUAAAGAAGCAAACCUCGCACAGUCUAAAAUCAAAAUUGUGUACAAGAAACAUUAAUUAGAGAGCGUACUGGUCAUCGUUCCAAUGCUUUGUUCGGUGGGGGGGGGGGGGUGAAUAGGUUUUCGGAUCGUCGGAUUUCACAGAAAAAAAAUAUUCGGAUUUCGGAUCUGGCGAAUAUUUUACACGGAUUUGCGGAUCUUAUUAAUACAGCGGAUUGCGGAUUUAUCUAAUAUUUUGGCUCGGAUUGUGGAUUUGGCUUGCAAUUUAGUUCGGAUCCUGGAUUGUGACUUCAUAGUAGAGCUUUUAGCGGAUUCAAAUUUAGACAAGACCAUUGUCGGAUCGCGGAUUUUGCUUCAAAUUUGGGCGGAUCGGCGGAUUUGUAUACCCCUAUUCACCCCCCCCCCCCUUUUAGGGCCUCCGGAGCUUCCUCUUGUUGAUUUCGAUUUUGAUGUUUCAGAUGACAUACUAUUAAGCAAUCUUGAGAUGCCCGCAAAUGAAACGUUAUCAAAUGUUACCAAUAACUUAUCGAACUGUGUUUUCAAUAAUCAGUACAUUUAAAUAGUGGAUUUUUGUAAGAAUAGUUGAGUGACUGAUAGCAUUAAAAAUUAAGCGUUGUUGUGUGUAUAUAGUAUAAAAUUGUGGUUAUGUAAUCUGAUUAAUUAAAAUGUAACAACCAUGCAGCAUAAUUCUAAUUCUUUAUGAAAAAUCUUUAUAUAAAAAUCGUUAUAUAAAAAUCUUUAUAUAAAAAUCUUUGUAUCAAAUUCUUUAUAUAAAAAUCUUGACGUAAUUUGCAUAACAAUCGUUUUUUGCAUUAUUGCAUAGUAAAGUGUUCUUUAGCUGGUUUUAAGACGCGUGCACGUGACUAAUUUCCCACCCAAGAUUGGAUAAUUGCUUCAUGAAUAAUUAAUGAUUUUAAAUAAAAUGAUUUCAAAUUCUCGCAUGCAAUUAACUUUGCUUUCUUUUUUAUUUAAACAAUUUAAUAUAAAAAAUCAGUGAGUAUGACCAGCCACGCACAGUAACCCAUACGCGGGCGAUCAUUGAUGAACUUUAAACUUCGCUAAAACUUCGCUAAAGCUUUCCUUUUUCUGGGGGUAAAUAGCCGGGCGGACUUAGUACCUCCCCGGGCUUACCGUAAACCUCCGAAUAUAAGCCCCCCCGAAUAUAAGUCCCCCAUCUAUAAGCCCACCACAUGUACUAACGCUCACUGCGUUCCAAAUAUAAGCCCUCCCCCUUCCGAAUAUAAUCCCCUCGAAUACAAGCCCCCCGGAUAUAAAGUAGCCCACUACGUUAUUCAAUAUUGACAUUGUCUUUUAAUAUAGCAGAGAACGAUAUUUAAAAACAUUGUCAUUGUCUUUAUAGCUUACUAUGUUAAUCAAAGAGCGUUAUUAAUACUGCAACGUUAUAUAUUUUAUUUAUCUUAUGUAUAAACUACAUUUAACUUUACUUUAUAACUCAACUAUGCUCAGUCCUUGUUCAACGUUCCUUCGACGUUCCAUGUGCUCGCAUGCACGAGUCACGUGAUAUCCUUACAAAUACAUGUUUAUUUUCCUGUUUAUGACUGACUUGUUUAUGUCUGACUUGUUUAUUACUAACACAAAAGAUCGUCCAUGUAUAAGCACCCCGUAUAUAAGCCCCCCUCCCCUUGUAUAAGCCCAUCAAAAAUUGCUUACGAAAGUAUAUCAGCCAUUUUUAUCAUACUUGUAAAUGUUUGGGUUUUUUGUUUUAUUUUCUGCUAGAAAUGGCUGUAUCUUAUAGUCAAUGAAAUUUGCACUGUAUUUCAUUUUCGAAAACAUUGCACUGCUCUUAGCCAAUCAGAAUUGAGAACUUUUUUCAUGUAUAUUUUUAGCGAUAAAAAGUGCUCAAAAUGUCCUAAAAAAUCACAUUGCUUUAGAUUCAUUUUGUAGUUUACACAGUUAGCUACCUUUUUGUAUCUGGCGGUUGAUAAACACAAAUAUUGUCCUGAAUUUAAAUACAAUUAUCAUUGAUACUGUAAAAUAGACGCCAUAUUUAUACAGUACUAUUAAGCAAAAUUUACUGAACUUCAGACAUUGUUUUCUCUUUGGUGUACCAUCUAAAAUCUCUUCAUUUUAGCAUUAUUUUACAGAUAAUGAAACAUCAAUCAAAAAUGAUAAAAAAUUGAAUAUAGUCAUCACGUGUUCAUAGUUUUGAAAUAUAUAAUGAAUUAGUAAGUUUGCAUUAUUUUCUCAUCCUGAUAACUGUGGGUUGACCACCAUGCAUAUAUGCUGCAUGAUCGUGCAUGUUUAGUAAAACCCACCUAUCUAAUAAGGAAUUUCCAACCGCACAACAUUUUCCUGGCUUUUAUUUAGGUUCAAUAAUAGCAGUGCGUCCAGGUGAAAUGAUUCCUUUGGAUGGAGUAGUGGUGAAAGGCAGCGCAUCUGUGGACGAGAGCUCAAUCUCAGGAGAAGCUGCGCCCGUGGAGAAAACCCUGAAGUCCCAAGCAUACAACGGUACUGUUAUCGAACGUGGCUACCUUGAAUUGGAGACAACCUCCUCAGCAACAUCAUCAACAAUUUCAAAAAUUGCCGCGUUGGUGAAAGACGCACAGUUGAAUGUCUCGCCAACUGAAAUAAUGAUAAAUAAAUUUGCGAGCUACUACACCCCCUUGGUCGUGCUACUCGCCGCCAUAGUCUUUCUAAUACCAUUAAUUUUGCAUUUUUCUGGUGCGUUCGGCGGAAGUAUUAUGACUUGGGGCGAACGAGCCCUCAUCGUGUUGGUCACCGCUUGUCCAUGCGCUCUCCUGAUGGCCACGCCUGUGGUAGUUAUCUGUGGAAUAAGCGGUGCGGCACGCCUCGGUGCGCUGAUAAAAGGAGGCACUUUUCUCGAAGCUCUCUCCCAAAUUGAAUUUCUUGCCUUUGAUAAAACAGGGACUUUGACCGAAGGAAAAUUUCAG
Molecule: messenger RNA, 5635 nt
Organism: Paramuricea clavata
Lineage: Eukaryota; Metazoa; Cnidaria; Anthozoa; Malacalcyonacea; Plexauridae
Source: the annotation of a GenBank genome assembly